This is a messenger RNA of Vitrella brassicaformis, 2317 nucleotides long. The record is from the annotation of a GenBank genome assembly. Lineage: Eukaryota; Vitrellaceae.
UCAAAGAGGGCCGGCUGGGGGCAUCAUGCCGAUGAGCUCGUCCCACAGGCCGGGUGCCCCAACCAUGCGAAGGACGCCAGGUGCGUGCAUGGGGAGGGAGCCGACGGACGACCGGCAAGAUGAGGGGGCGAGGGAGGGGCGAAGGCGAUGUAACGAAUGGACGGCGGGGGCUGUGAGGCGACACGCGAGACCCUUCGCAGUGGAUGGGCUGUUGUCGUCGAGGCUCCUGAUCUGCCCGCCCAGGCCAUCCGAGUCGAUGCGCAGCGAUAUACAAUCCUGCAGAGAUGACAGGUGUGGCCUCGUCUCUUCACUACACGCCUCCUUUGUUCGCAUGGCAACCUACCUCUGCAUUGUUAUUGUCCAUCAUCACAUCGUCGUCUCCGCCGCCCCCGGCGGACCCACACUGACGGAUCUUGUCUGCGAGCUGGUGUGCAGGGGACACGACCAUCUCCAUGGCCGGCAGAUCGAAGCUGCUGUCGGUGGCGGGCAGCUCUGCUGGGCCAGCCAUGCGGUCGAGACGACGGGCAACGCGGGCGAGAUCGGGCGCAUCGUGGUGGGCGUAGAGGCCACUGGAGUGCGGCCUGUCGCCGUGGUAGAAGGCCAGCAGGCCACUCAGACCCGCCAGGUAGGACGACACUGACAAUGAAUCAAACACAGCGGCAAUCGUGUGGCGAUGGUUGACGCGAUGAGUCCUGUGUGUCUUUACGUGCACACGUGUACCUUUCUGCUCUGACAGGGUAUUGUUGUCUGCGACACGGGGCUGCUGAAACGAAGGCUGUCGGUCGGGCGGCACCUCUGUUCUGAUGGUGUUGACGAAAUCGGCGACGUUCUUCGGACUCGCACGGCCGUUGCGAUCGAACAGAUAGGGCGACCCACUCACACACUGAACACCAAGGCGACACACCGAUAGAUAUCCGUGCCUCAUGAACAAGGCGCUCCCUUGCCUGUUGCUCACCUUGUCGUGCAGAUAUUGGAAGUAGACAUGUGUGAUGGUGUCGAGCUCCCGACGCGUCUCGACCGUUCGACCAGAGUGCAGCAGGGACGGGAAGGAUGGGUACUCGGGCUGCGAUGCCGACCAGGCCCAGAUGAUGCGAAGGUCCUCGGCACACCGGCCGAUGUCAAACUCAUGAACCGACCCACCUUGCAACGACUGCAGCUGGAGGGAAGCACGACACACCAGGGCGGCAUUCAUGUCAGGGCCCCUUUCGACCGCACAUGCGCGCAUACCUGUACUCUGACGUAGCUACGAAUGGCCUCUCUCAGUCUGUCGACCGACACCACCUCCAGCUCGUCGCACCACACCGCCGACGGGGCUCCACCACCCAGUGCCGGUGAGCCUCCGUCUUCCAUACUCGCCUGACCACACACACCAGGCGAACAAGGGCUCCUUCCCUUCCCCUCUUUCUCUGUGCGUCUUAUUCGGACCGUGUCACGUGUCGACUUGGCGUCGAUCGCUUGCGUCAUGUAGAGGUGCAGCGACGGGAUGUUGAGUGCCGGCGAGAGGCUGAGGAGGAUGCCCUCCUUGUCGAUGCCACCAUACACACAAUACGAUCGGCUCGGGGCAGCCACAUCCAAACAGUGGGGGAAACUACAAACAAGACAGAAACAACACACAUUUCAACGCGAGGGAUGGUCGUGUUGGCUCGAUGCAGGCAGAGUCCUUCUAUUGGCUGCUUACCCUCUGUGGUUGUCAAUUUGGGAUUGGAUGAGUUUGAUCAUCGCUGUCCGCGAGCUCCCGGACGGGAGGUACGGCAGCAGCAGCACUGACACACUAGAGUUGCGAUCAGCGAGGGCGUCAGCAUAUCGCCUGUGCACACAUGUGCACAGUGCGGUGACCGGUAUGCACAUGGAAUAGUGCACCCACCCCCUCACGGACCUUAUGGCAUUUCUGAUGGUUGACGUCAGUUGGGGCAGCAGGUCGUCGGCAGCAGCAGCAGACUCGGCCGCUGGCGGUGAUGGGUCAGACUCUGCAGGACCCCACCCCAUACACACAUGGACAUACAGAUGCACAUACAAUGAGAACAUGUGUGCAUCAUCUGCCCACCGACUACGAGUGCGAUGAAGGUCUUUGGGUUGACGGAAUGGACCAGUGUGUCGAGUCGGUGCGCAACUGCCGUGAACACGAUGUUCGGAUGGGACCCAACUUCAUACCUCCAUGUGUGUGUGGUUCGUGUGCGUGACGGUAGCGCUUGAUAAACUCGAAAUCCUGAGAUCGACUCCCUAUCUUCACCACACGCAUCUCACGCAGUAACGCUGUCAGUCGUACACACAACCCUGCCAAGCGUCCAUCGACACACACCUAGCCAACCCACUAGCC